This is a messenger RNA of Frankliniella occidentalis (western flower thrips), 1422 nucleotides long. Its product is annotated as probable H/ACA ribonucleoprotein complex subunit 1. The record is from RefSeq and is a predicted model, not a curated record. The coding region runs from base 31 to 1185 and encodes 384 amino acids. Lineage: Eukaryota; Metazoa; Arthropoda; Insecta; Thysanoptera; Thripidae. The transcript has 4 exons.
GCCUGCCACAGCAGGCAGGAAGGGCAGACCAUGCGAGUGCUAGUGGUCCUGGUAGCGGCCACGGCCGUAGGGCCGCUGGUCCGUGCGCGACCGGAGGCUGGCUACUCGUACAACUCGCCACAACAGGCGCCCUCCUCCAGCUACGGGGCACCGGGAGGUGGCGGCGGGGGCGGCGGAUACUCUGGGGGCGGAGGAGGAGGAUUUGGGGGUGGCGGAAGCGGUGGCUUCGGCGGGGGCGGCGGUGGCCGAGGAGGAGGCGGCGGAGGUUUCGGGGGCGGCGGCAGUGGCGGCGGCGGCUUGUCUCGCGGUGGUAAAUAUUUCCUUGGGGGCGGCGGCGGCGGCUUCGGAGGAGGCGGCGGUGGAGCCGGAGGCGGCGGCGGUUACAGCGGGGGCGGAGGCGGAGGCGGGGUAAGUGAAAACACCCUGGUUCAGAAGCACAUUUACGUGCACGUGGCCCCCGAAGAGCCUCAGGAGACCCGCCAGCAGCGGACGCAGGCACCGCAGCAGCCUCGCAAGCACUACAAGAUCGUCUUCAUCAAGGCGCCGACGGCGCCCGCCCCCACGGCCGCCCAGAUCCAGCUGCCACAGCAGGACGAGGAGAAGACUCUCAUCUACGUGCUGUCCAAGAAGCAGGAGGACGCGCCCGAGGUCAGCAUCCCCACGGCCGCUCCCACGCAGCCCUCCAAGCCCGAGGUCUACUUCAUCCGCUACAAGACGCAGCGUGACUCGAGCGGCGGUGGCGGCGGAGGUGGAGGCGGCGGCGGCGGCUACAGUGGCGGCGGCGGGGGCGGCGCUGGUCCGUCUGGAGGCUUCGGCGGCGGCUCUGGCGGUGGCGGAUACAGCGGCGGCGGCGGCGGCUCGUCUGGCGGUGGCGGCUACAGCGGCGGUGGCGGCUCGUCCGGCGGGGGCGGCUACAGUGGCGGCGGCGGCUCUUCCGGCGGCGGCUACAGCGGCGGCGCUCCUUCUUCAAGCUACGGCACACCAAGCUCCGGGGGCGGCGGAGGCGGCGGGCCGCCCUCGUCCAGCUACGGCACCCCAAGCUCCGGAGGCGGCGGCGGCGGUGGCGGGCCGCCCUCGUCCAGCUACGGCACUCCGAACUCCGGAGGCGGCGGCGGCGGGCCACCAUCGUCCAGCUACGGCGCCCCCAGCUCCGGGGGCGGCGGUGGCAACGGCGGCUACCAGUAGUCCCGGUACCGCCCCACAUCAUUUGCUCACCCGCCACAUCGCCAUGCCCGCAACCCGACCCCCGAGCACAACCAGCUCAUCAGACUGGACCUCGCACCCCGUGCCAUUGUUAUUGCCGUCGUUUUGACCGUACCUGGACGGCUGGGCACCGAUGUGGUGGGCCCCGCUCAUCUCUUCCUCUACUUUUAAUCUUACUGCAAAGAAAAAAACGGUGGCAAUACAUGUAUUUUUUAUUUA